AUGGCUGGCGGUCCAAAUACAUCCGACGACGCCGUGGACCAAGCAGCAGCGUCGCUGCGCGCCGCCUCAUCCGGCGGUUUCGCACCGUUGGUUAAGCUCCUUCUCAAGAGGCACGAAAAGUCGUUUCCCGAUGUGUUCAAAGAAAAGAUCCUUAACGGCAAGGACAAGGACGGGGUCGGCCCCUUGUUCUCCGCCGCCUUUGCCGGCCAUGCUGACGUGAUCGAAGUACUCCUUGCUCAGAAGGGCAUCGCCGUCAACCUGAAGAACACCAAGGACUGGACUCCCCUCCAAGCGGCGCUGAGCAACGACAACGAACUCGCAUCCGAAUUGUUGGUGGAAGAAGACGCGGUGACUGCCACCAAGGAGUUUCAUGUCAAUUGGAACCCACUUUUUCAUGCCGCCGGUGCCGGCUACAUUCAUGUCGUCAAAAGUGUCAAAGAGGAGAUCAACCUACAGCACGGUGACGGGAUGACGGCGCUGUAUCCGGCUUUGUUGGGCUGGUGA
Messenger RNA from Podospora bellae-mahoneyi, 504 nucleotides. RefSeq lists its product as uncharacterized. Gene Ontology annotation, molecular function: protein binding. The record is from RefSeq and is a predicted model, not a curated record. The transcript has 2 exons. The coding region runs from base 1 to 504 and encodes 167 amino acids. NCBI's taxonomy places the organism in Eukaryota, Fungi, Ascomycota, Sordariomycetes, Sordariales, Podosporaceae.